Messenger RNA from Echinostoma caproni, 936 nucleotides. The record is from the annotation of a GenBank genome assembly. Lineage: Eukaryota; Metazoa; Platyhelminthes; Trematoda; Plagiorchiida; Echinostomatidae.
AUGAGUCUAUUCGGAAAUCAACCGUUGUUUGGAGCUCAGGCCUCACCUCUAACUACCAACGUAGCCACAACCCAAUCUACGACCGGAAACAUUUUUGGUGGGUUCGGUUUCGGCACGCCUACGACCACUCAGAGCACUGGACUCUUUCAACCGACGGUAUCCAAUCCAGCUGGAUCCUUGUUCCCUAGUUUUACCACAAAUGUGACCCAAUCUACUUUCUCAGCUUUUCCUGCGUUCUCCACCGCGUCGCAGGCUGGCGGACUGUUUGCGCCACAGACUAAUCUGGGCUUGGGAUCUACUUUCAAACCGCUUCAGACGGGAACAAGUUCUCUUUUUCAACCACAAGGAGGUCAAUCGCUUGGACUCGGUAUCACAGGUAUGACACAGCCGGCACAAGUACAACCAACCAGUCAACAGAACAGUGUAGAUGCGUUCUUCGCCUCAUUGUGCCAACCACUGUUGUUUAAUGACGAACGGGACAAAAUUCUAGCCCGAUGGAAUCAGCUACAAGCCAUGUGGGGUACCGGUGUCGGUUACUGUUCGCUCGGUGUCGCUUCCUACACACCGGAAAACACGUUUGCUCGAUUCAAAGCGAUCGCUUACAACGCGUUGCCAACAAGCACCGACGAAGAUGGCCUCGUAUGCCUUUAUCUGUCACGUCCGUUCUCCGAGGUGUUGCCUCAACGUCAAGGUGUUCAGGACACACUGUUUCGUUUGUUAGGAGGCCGUCCAAACUUGCAACUAGUGGUUGAAGAAAUCCGCCCGUGUGCUGAACAAGAAAACUGUACUGAGGUGAUUUUUAAAGUGAUGGAAAGGCAAGCAACAGCUGAUAUCGUUUAUCAGUGCAACCCAAACAUUUCCAGUCGUCUCAACUAUUAUUUUCUCAUCUCUUCCUUCAAUAAUAACUCAAUGGUUGUAGUUGGUCUUGUCCCCUAA